GUAGGUCUUGAAUUUCACUGAUCUCGAAACUGUAUUAGUUGGAGAGGGGUCGCAGUUGCUGAUUUUAUUGCUCCAUUCAAGACACAGACAGUUCUUUUGCAAUGCACAAAGUCCAGUGCCUACUAUAAGUAGCUAAGUUUCAUGCUUGAACUUUUCAUAUCACACCAAGUAACCUUUACUUUCAGAUAGAAACUUGGAUUUAUUUGUAUCAGAAAUGGGGGAAGAAACAAAAGGGUCUGAUCAGAAGGUGAUGCUGGUAAUAGAUGAAAACGAGUAUAGCUACUAUGCACUCAUGUGGGUGCUCGAAAAUUUCAAAGAAUCAGUCACAAAAUCGACUCUUGUCAUCUUCGCAGCACAGCCUCUUCCAAACUAUACUAAUGUAUUUGCAGCACCACUGGGUUUUGCUCGCAUGUAUUCUCCUAUGUCAACCACUCCCACUUUGAUUGAGUCUAUCCAAGAGCGAAAUAAGAAGGUUUCACUAGGCCUCCUGGAGAAAGCUAAGAGUAUCUGUGCUAGUCGAGGGAUAAAUGUGGAAACAUUUACAGAGGCAGGGGAUCCUAAAGAAACCAUAAGUGAUGCAGUCCAAAAGUACAAAAUCAAACUACUUGUUAUGGGUAGCCAUGCCAAUAGAACCGUUAAGAGGGCAUUUCAGGGGAGUUUGAGCAACUAUUUCAUAAAUAACGCCAAGUGUCCUGUUCUUGUAGUGAAGAAACCAGAAUAACAGAUACAAGGAAUCAGUUAUUUGUUAAUGGCAUGGAAUCUUGAGGUACUAACACCUAUAAGUUUGUUUGGCUUAUUAAAGCAAUCAGAUUGUAAGUUAUAUCAUGCAGCUACAGCAGAUAUUGCAAAUUAUAUAAAAUGAUGAUUUGCAGCCCGACAGGUUGAUAAAUGCUUGUAAUAUAUAUGCUCAAUAUUGGCUAUCAACUUUCUCUAUGUUCUUGAAUGUAAUGAAUGAAAUAUAAGACUGAUAGUCUCUUAAAUUGAA
Molecule: messenger RNA, 985 nt
Organism: Quercus robur (English oak)
Lineage: Eukaryota; Viridiplantae; Streptophyta; Magnoliopsida; Fagales; Fagaceae
Exons: 4
Coding region: 215-721 (168 amino acids)
Source: RefSeq, a predicted model, not a curated record